GGGAGGAGCAAUUGUCCGACCUGGCCCCUCGUUGGAGCCAUAGCACCACAGUGGCACUAUCUCUAUUAAUAUGCUAGGCCGAGUUGCCUGGCCCUACGGACAUCGAGAAGGAAAAUAACGGCCUUGGGAAUAGAGGCUUAGGAGUCCAGGCUAGGCGAGGUCUGACUCCUUUGUGUGACUGUCGAGUCGUUUGUUAAGGGACCGGCUUGUGCGCGCAUCGUGCCAGUGUACUCACUCCACCCUCGCCGGGCGUUCUAAGUUACGGUAAGAGCCCAACUCGGAGCCUGCCAACGGCCACCCACUCACAUUGGCGCCCGGCCCGCCCAGAAGCCACCGCCCCCGGCUGACUGCCAGUGUCUGUGCCCAUCCAUCACGCUCUCUCACCCAGACUCUGGCAUCGGCGAGUGCGGUGCGUCAACGAUACCAGACCCGGACCCUCUCGCAUCUGAGAUGUUCUUGUUGGAUCUACGCCGACUCUGCUAACCAUCCUAACAACAACAUCGUCUUAAUUCUGCCUCGUCCACUUUGGACCUGCUUCUCUCCUUCUUGCUCUCUAUCACUGCUUUAACCUUUAUCUUCAGCCCACACUAUCCUCUCCCCACCCAAGACAGACAGCCGCCGGGUGCUAGAGCACUCGUUUUGUUUACCUUGCCGCCCCAAUCACACCGGCGGUCCCAGAGCGCCACUAUCUACGACCCUCGCACCCGGCGCAAACAAACACAGCCACACCACCCUCGACGGUCAACUAUACAUACACAGACACACAUCAAUGCCUCUGUGCGGCAGCAACAAGGUAGUCCAGCGCAAGCUGGUGCUCCUCGGAGACGGCGCAUGCGGGAAAACCAGUUUACUCAAUGUCUUUACUCGCGGCUUCUUUCCGACGGUAUACGAGCCCACAGUAUUCGAGAAUUAUGUGCACGAUAUCUUUGUCGACGGAAUCCAUAUGGAACUGUCGUUAUGGGACACUGCGGGACAGGAGGAGUUUGACAGACUACGGUCGUUGUCGUACGAUGACACACAGGCGAUCAUGCUAUGCUUCAGUGUCGACAAUCGAGGAUCUCUGGAAAACGUCGGCACGAAAUGGAUCGCAGAGAUCAACGAACACUGUCCUGGUGUCAAGAUCGUCCUCUGCGCCCUCAAAUGUGAUUUGCGGGAAGAACAAGAGAAAGACGACGAGGAAGAACGGACUGCGCCUCCGAGAACCAUGAUACAAUACAACGAAGGUUUGGAAGUAGCAAGACAAAUUGGUGCUUUAAGAUAUCUCGAAUGCUCGGCCAUGCGAAAUCGUGGAGUUAAUGAAGCUUUUACGGAAGCCGCCAGAGUCGCCCUCCAAGUCAAACCAGCUAGAUCCAAGGAAGACUCGAAAUGCACGGUGAUGUGAAGAGCCACAACCAUCAGCAUUACUGGCUGCCGAUUCCUCCAGCCAAGUCCUGCAAUCACUUUCAGCUCUGGGGCCUUGACAUCGUUCGGGCUUGCGUCGUCGAACUUCUCCCUCCACCUCUUCAUGUAAAUAACCCCUCGCUCCGCUUCACUUCCCACGCCUCCUCUCCGGCAGGCGGCUAUCUAUGCAGAUAUUUUGAGUUUAGCGCUUGAGACUUUGUUGGUAUGGCCUCGCAUUUGGAAACCAGAGGCACGGUACGCAAGAUGGCGUUACUGUUGGCUAGUGCAGUGCCGGCACUGGGAGAUAUCACAGCAAUGUCUGGGUUUGUUAGGUGUUCAAGUUGGGCUCAAAGCAACCGGGAACCGGCCCCCUGCCCAGCCACACAGCCAGGGUGGAAUAAGAAAUGCCCGGCUUUUCCCACCCAACAAGAUAUGGUGAUGAAGAAACAUUGGACACUUCAAUCAAUAAUACCGUUCACCACUGGUUGACCAUUGCUUCGACCUCUUUCAACAUCUGUCGUGGUAGGCGCGGAGCCAUCAUCGACCAAAACCCAAUCCUUGACUCCUCCCUUCCAAUCAGCUAUCCGGCCUUCGCGUAUUGGGACCAAGACAACCCUCACAUCGUCUCCUGCAAUAUAACAGCUGCUGUUGCCUUCUGUAAUGGGGCCAUCUCCAAACAUGCCUGCCUCUUGUCUCACUUGAUCUCCAAAUGUGUUAUUGGCAAGAUGUGCUUCCUUGCACCAUUUUUCUUCCUCACUUCCCUGCUCCAGAAACCGGGCUUCACCUGCGAUGGUGGUAGAUAUGGAACUCAAAGCUGAAGUGUUGAGGUUCAACAGCAGGCUUGCCAGGCUAGAUCGAGCUGCCGCCGCCGGGGGACUGCCCGACCGUUCUCCCACGACGGAGCUUGCAGUUGGCGGCCGAUGGGAAACCCAGUCGUGAACCAGGAGCGACACCUUCGGAUUAUGCAGCAGGUUCCGUGUCUUGAUUGACUGGGCGUUGGUGGUCAUGAUGAUGACAGGACCGUGUUCUUUAUAUGAAGGGAGGAAAGUAUAAUUCAUCAGCGAAACGUGCGGUGUCGGCUGGGAGCUUUCGGUGGCGGAUAUCGUGGCCAGAUGGAGGAACCUCGAGUUCUGGAGGCAUUGUGACACUUCUGGAGGCAAGGUGGAGGAGACGAUGCGGUGUGUUGCGGUCGCGGAUGGUUCGUAGUUGAGCGGUGGAUUGUGAGCUUCGGACAUGAUUGCGUCGAUCUUCGAGGCUGCCCAGGUGGGAGAGUGCGCAAGAGGUCUGAUCUUCUAGACCCAAAGGUUUAAAUUGUUCAAGAAGAGCACAUGUGAUAAAGAGCUUCUCGCAAAAUGCUCAGACUAGGGUCAGCCGAUCGACUUCGCAGUACUGCUAGUAUGUUGUAAUGGUACACGGUUGUCGGUGGGCAACUUUUUCAGCUUGUUCC
This is a messenger RNA of Exophiala dermatitidis NIH/UT8656, 2827 nucleotides long. Its product is annotated as GTP-binding protein RHO3. The record is from RefSeq and is a predicted model, not a curated record. Bases 770 to 1381 code for a protein of 203 amino acids. The transcript has 5 exons. Gene Ontology annotation, molecular function: GTPase activity; GTP binding. NCBI's taxonomy places the organism in Eukaryota, Fungi, Ascomycota, Eurotiomycetes, Chaetothyriales, Herpotrichiellaceae. Gene Ontology annotation, biological process: small GTPase-mediated signal transduction.